AUGACUACUCCUAGUACUAUGUACACGCCCGAUCCCAUGGACAUCGAUGAGUCCGAGGAUAGCGCGUCGUCCACAAGCUCCAGCGACCCCAUGGACGUGGCACCACCAACGAAUACCACUCAAAGCCGUUCCACCUCAGAAAUCGGCUUACAGCCCUGUCUCCGACCCAGCGGGCCGGAUACUGAUUUGAAUCCACACCUUAGGGCGCAGCGGUACAAGGAACUAUAUCCAGAGGGGACACCCCGGUGGACCAAGGAAGCCAUCCAGGAGGCGCAGGCUAGAGUGGAGAGGUGUAAGCCGGGGGAUAUCGUGUAUAUUCCUGCAUUGGAUGGCGCGGAUGUAGGGUUUGAAGUGAUGACGGAGAGAAUUGAGCGCAAUAAGCAGGGUGUAGCUAUGGUUGGUGUGAAACACUUCCUCGAACUCUUCCCCGCCCCAACAGACUAUAUCACCCCCAGUCCUGAAACGCGCCACCCCUCCCUCCUAUACUCGAAUCUCGCCUUAGGCCACAAAUUCCGCCGUCUAGACGGGGAAGACGAAGACGACGAAGACGACUAUGACGACUACGACCCCACCAAGAAAGAAAUAGCGUCCGCGCACGAAAGCUUCAACACCAUCUUCCACACCUGGACAGACAGUGCUCUCUACAAGAACAUGCUCGCGACUCUGCGCAAACUACCCACCAUCAAACGCCCCGUCAGCAAGAUCAUCGCCUUCGGAUGCAACAGCAUAACGAACCUCCGGCUUGACAAAUUCACCAGGGAGCGAAGUGCCUACCAGCACGCCUUCCUGCUCAUGUUGCAACGAAUCCUGCAAGAAAUGGCAUGGACACCGACAGAAAUCGAAAUCAUGCUGCAGGAUUCGGCAUACACGAAGCUCGAUAAGAAGAUACUGGGCGAUUGCGGAAUGACUGUGCUGGAGAGUCCGAAGGCGUUUCUGUUGGUCGAUGACGAGAGUUUUGUCUUUUCGUAUGCGCCUGAUGUUCCUGUUCGGCAGGCUGUUAUGGAUUUGGCGAUGCCUGUGGGGAUGGUUUGGGAUGCGGUGGUCGCGGAGGGUAUGUCGCUGGAUACGAGAGAUCCAUGGGACAUCACGAUCCACAGAAAAAUCAACGAGAACUACAAUACGUUCCAUCUCCCUAAGGAUAAACAUUUCGACAUGUUGAGGGUAUAUCUGCGGUGUGCUGAUGGCGAGCUCUCGGAUACGGAAUGUGAGCGGAGGGAAGAGAAGAUGCUGGAUACUAUGGACUUUGUCCAGAGGAAUAAACUUCUGGUUAGUUGGGGGAAGGAUAAUGUGCAGGAUGUGUAUGCUGUUUAUCGCCGGAUGAGAGGGUCGCAGGGGAGUGAUGCAAGUAGUAGGCUCUAG
Molecule: messenger RNA, 1359 nt
Organism: Aspergillus tubingensis
Lineage: Eukaryota; Fungi; Ascomycota; Eurotiomycetes; Eurotiales; Aspergillaceae
Product: SRR1 family protein
Exons: 3
Coding region: 1-1359 (452 amino acids)
Source: RefSeq, a predicted model, not a curated record